CGACUCUCCCCCAUUUUACCUCACUCCUUUGUUCCUCCCUCCCUCGUGCACUCCGCCACCCUCUCUCUUUCUCUCUAUUUCCAUUUUCAGAUCCAUUUUCUAAUGGCUUCCAUUGCUACUUCCUCUGUUUUCUUCCCUGUUUCUAGCUCUUUGAAGCAAAACCAGGUCUCAAAUUUGAAGAUGGUUUCGCUUUCAUUCACAGGGAAGAACUUCCCGUCUCUUAGGUUGCAGCCUCCACGUUUCCGCGUUGCCUGUGCGGCUAAACCAGAAACAGUGGAGAAAGUGUGUGAGAUUGUGAGGAAGCAACUUGCUCUCCCUGCCGAUUCUGCUGUCACUGGAGAGUCGAAGUUUGCAUCACUUGGUGCCGAUUCCCUUGACACGGUUGAGAUUGUCAUGGGACUGGAGGAAGAGUUCGGGAUCAGCGUGGAAGAAGAGAGUGCCCAGACCAUCACCACCGUUCAAGAAGCAGCCGAUAUGAUCGAAAACCUCAAGGCUAAGAAGGCUUGAAAAAUUUGAGCAAACAUUUAGCGGCCUAGGUUUGCCUGGGUAGUUCCUUAACAUAUAUUUAAAUCUUGGUUUGCUUUAUAAUGAUCCCUACAUAGUCGUUGUCUUUGCUCGUUUUGUUCCGUUCGGAGGAACUAGCUCAUCUCAUUCUUCGUUUUCUUAUUUCUGCUACAUCUUUACCAGAACAUGUCGAAGGACUUAUUUUAAUUUUUUUUUCUUUUUUUUUUUUUUAACCGUUUUCAUUUCGUUGAUGGAAUCAUUUGUGGUUUUACUAUAAUUCAUUUAGAUUUGAGCUA
Messenger RNA from Olea europaea var. sylvestris, 800 nucleotides. Its product is annotated as acyl carrier protein 1, chloroplastic-like. Lineage: Eukaryota; Viridiplantae; Streptophyta; Magnoliopsida; Lamiales; Oleaceae. Bases 103 to 507 code for a protein of 134 amino acids. The record is from RefSeq and is a predicted model, not a curated record. Gene Ontology annotation, biological process: fatty acid biosynthetic process. The transcript is spliced from 4 exons. Gene Ontology annotation, molecular function: phosphopantetheine binding; acyl carrier activity.